Bufo bufo (common toad) is the source of this 1146-nucleotide messenger RNA. RefSeq names its product docking protein 4 (gene DOK4). Lineage: Eukaryota; Metazoa; Chordata; Amphibia; Anura; Bufonidae. Gene Ontology annotation, biological process: cell surface receptor protein tyrosine kinase signaling pathway; positive regulation of MAPK cascade. Gene Ontology annotation, cellular component: cytoplasm. The record is from RefSeq and is a predicted model, not a curated record.
UUUGUCCACUGGUUAUUGGAGGGGGAACCGGGCAGUGACAGGAGCGGAGCCGAGAGGAGGAUGAGGAGAGCCGGGCCGGUGCAGCUGCGUCAUGGCCUCCAGCUCCACGGACAUCGUCAGACAGGGCUACGUGCGGAUGAAGAGCAGGAAACUCGGGAUCUACCGCCGCUGCUGGCUGGUGCUCAGGAAAUCCUCCAGUAAGGGACCCUGGAGACUGGAGAAGUAUCCGGAUGAGAGGUCAGUCCUCCUGCGCAUGUGCCCAAAGGUGAUGGAGAUCAGUAAUGUUAAAUGCAUCAUGCGGCUUCCUAGAACAAAGCGACAAGCGGUGGCAUUAUCUUCUGCGACGACCUCGCCCCGCACCUUCACCUGUGAUUCAGAGCUGGACGCUGAGGAGUGGUUCAAGGUGCUGUCCAUGGACUGUCCGGGCACACGGGUCACAGACUGUAAUGUCGGAGAACCAGACCUGCUGACUCCAGGAGUGCAGAGUGAACAGACAGAACGCUUCAACGUCUUCCUGCUGCCAUCGUCCAUCCUGGAAGUGUACGGAGAGUGCAAGAUGCAGAUAACGGAAGAGAACCUCUACCUCUGGGACCCUCACAAGCCUCGCACCAAGCUGCUGUCCUGGCCCCUCUGCACCCUUCGACGAUAUGGGAGCGACUCCUCACGCUUCACAUUUGAGGCAGAGCGGGUGUGUGGGAUCAGCGAGGGACUCUUCACCUUCCAGACCCUUCAAGGACAGCAGAUCUAUGAGCGAGUGCACACGGCCGUCCUGGCUCUGGCUGAACAGCACAAGAGUCUCCUUCUCGAGAUGGAAAAAAAUUCCCGGCUACUGAACAAAGAACCCGAGAAUGUGCCUCACCCUGGUCCCAGCACCUCCAUGCUGCCCCGCAGUGCAUACUGGCAUCACAUCACCAGCGGACAGAGCAGCACAGAGUCUUCCAGCAGCAGACCUCACAGUGGAAGAGAUUCAGAUCCCAUUCCAAGAAGGACAUUUGCUCGGAAACUGCCCACAUCAGCCUCACAGUGACCAGACGUGGACUCUAGGACAAGGGCCACACAAUGGAUGGAGCGGCCCCUAAAGCGCAAUGUUCGUUGGAGGGGCGAUUCUGGAGAAAUAUCAGUUUUGCACUAUAAAACAAAAGUUCU